AUGGUCAUAAAUGAGGAUUCCUUGGACUUGCCUACUAAAGUCCUUAGUCAGAAUCCUAGAAGAUCUAUGUCAAUCAGACAGCAACCAAUCAAUGACAAUUCCCUGGACUUGCCUACUAAAAUCCUUAGUCAGAAUCCUUGGAGGUCUAUGUCAAUCAGACAGCAACCAAUCAAUGACAAUUCCCUGGACUUGCCUACUAAAAUCCUUAGUCAGAAUCCUAGGAGGUCUAUGUCAAUCAGACAGCAACCAAUCAAUGACAAUUCCCUGGACUUGCCUACUAAAAUCCUUAGUCAGAAUCCUUGGAGGUCUAUGUCAAUCAGACAGCAACCAAUCAAUGACAAUUCCCUGGACUUGCCUACUAAUGUCCUUAGUCAGAAUCCUUGGAGGUCUAUGUCAAUCAGACAGCAACCAAUCAAUGACAAGUCCCUGGACUUGCCUACUAAUGUCCUUAGUCAGAAUCCUAGGAGGUCUAUGUCAAUCAGACAGAAACCAAUCAAUGACAAUUCCCUGGACUUGCCUACUAAUGUCCUUAGUCAGAAUCCUAGGAGGUCUAUGUCAAUCAGACAGAAACCAAUCAAUGACAAUUCCCUGGACUUGCCUACUAAAAUCCUUAGUCAGAAUCCUAGGAGGUCUAUGUCAAUCAGACAGCAACCAAUCAAUGACAAUUCCCUGGACUUGCCUACUAAUGUCCUUAGUCAGAAUCCUUGGAGGUCUAUGUCAAUCAGACAGCAACCAAUCAAUGACAAUUCCCUGGACUUGCCUACUAAUGUCCUUAGUCAGAAUCCUUGGAGGUCUAUGUCAAUCAGACAGCAACCAAUCAAUGACAAUUCCCUGGACUUGCCUACUAAUGUCCUUAGUCAGAAUCCUUGGAGGUCUAUGUCAAUCAGACAGCAACCAAUCAAUGACAAUUCCCUGGACUUGCCUACUAAUGUCCUUAGUCAGAAUCCUUGGAGGUCUAUGUCAAUCAGACAGCAACCAAUCAAUGACAAUUCCAUGGACUUUCCUACUAAUGUCCUUAGUCAGAAUCCUUGGAGGUCUAUGUCAAUCAGACAGAAACCAAUCAAUGACAAUUCCCUGGACUUGCCUACAAAAGUCCUUAGUCAGAAUCCUAGAAGGUAUAUGUCAAUCAGACAGCAACCAAUCAAUGAGAGAGGUCAAAAUGAGUCUUUAUUACAUGUUAUUUUUUGUACAAUAAAAACAUUUAUAUUUCCAGAUUGA
Mytilus trossulus (common blue mussel) is the source of this 1218-nucleotide messenger RNA. RefSeq lists its product as uncharacterized. The transcript has a single exon. NCBI's taxonomy places the organism in Eukaryota, Metazoa, Mollusca, Bivalvia, Mytilida, Mytilidae. Bases 1 to 1218 code for a protein of 405 amino acids. The record is from RefSeq and is a predicted model, not a curated record.